Molecule: messenger RNA, 1584 nt
Organism: Anoplophora glabripennis (Asian longhorned beetle)
Lineage: Eukaryota; Metazoa; Arthropoda; Insecta; Coleoptera; Cerambycidae
Product: myrosinase 1
Exons: 9
Coding region: 51-1532 (493 amino acids)
Biological process (GO): carbohydrate metabolic process
Molecular function (GO): beta-glucosidase activity
Source: RefSeq, a predicted model, not a curated record
CAUUUCUGAACAUAAAUCAGUGAACUGAAGCACAUUUAUCUGCAACAAUAAUGAUCUACAAAGCAAGUGUUAUAUUUUUAUCUACAUUAGCUAUAACAUUAGCGCAAGAUGAAAUAAGCAAUAAAAAGUUUCCAGAAAAUUUUAUGUUUGGAACAGCUACAGCUGCAUACCAAGUUGAAGGUGGAUGGAACGAAGAUGGGAAAGGAGAAAAUAUUUGGGAUUACCUCACCCAUUCAAACCCCAACCCAAUAGCUGAUGGAAGUACUGCCGACAUAUCAUGUGAUUCUUACCACAAGUAUAAAGAAGAUGUAGCCAUGUUGAAAGAGUUAGGUGUUGACCACUACAGAUUUUCAAUUUCUUGGUCGAGAGUUCUUCCAAAUGGCACCGCCGAUAAAAUAAACUUGGCAGGAGUGACUUACUACAAAAACCUGAUUAAAGAACUAAAAAGCAACAAUAUAGAACCCCUGAUAACCUUGUACCACUGGGACUUACCUCAGGUUCUCCAAGAGCAAGGAGGGUGGACCGACGAAUUUAUAAUUGAUGCAUUUGCAGAUUAUGCAAAAGUCUGCUUCGAACUUUUUGGAGAGGAUGUGAAAUAUUGGCUGACGUUCAACGAACCUAAGCAAACUUGUUUGUAUGGAUAUGAUUAUGGUUCCAUAGCACCGAAAAUCUAUUCUCCCGGUGUAGGAGGCUAUAAGUGUACCCACAACUUGCUCAGAGCACACGCUAAGGCUUGGCAUAUCUAUGAUCAAGAAUUUAGAGCCCAGCAAAAUGGAAAGGUAUCUAUUACUAUUGAUACACCCUGGUUUGAACCGGAUUCAGAUAGUGAAGGCGAUCAGGAAGCUGCAGAGAGACAAAUACAAUUUACUUUUGGAUGGUUUGCCAAUCCUAUCUUCAACGGCGACUACCCUGAAGUGAUGAAAACUCGUGUGGCAGCACGAAGUGCAGCUGAGGGUUUAAACCAAUCCCGUCUUCCGGAAUUCACCGAUGAAGAGAUAACCUACAUAUUGGGCACGCAUGACUAUCUAGGUCUCAAUAUGUAUUCUUCGUACAUGGUUAAAGAAGCUGCAGAACCGGAAAUAGGAGACCCAAGUUACGACAAUGACAUUGGGAUCAGUAUCUACCAGUCAGAUGACUGGGAAACGGGUGCAUCAUCGUGGCUUAACGUUACUCCAUGGGGAAUAAGGAGACUAUUAAACUGGUUAAAGAAAACAUAUAAUACACCUAUUUUCAUUACGGAAAAUGGUUUUUCAGACAUCGACGGAAAAUUGAACGACGACAGGAGAAUCAAUUACUACAAGAACUAUAUAAGUAAUGUAAGAAAUGCUAUUGAAGACGGUGUUGAUGUACUGGGAUAUACUGCCUGGAGUUUGAUGGAUAAUUUCGAGUGGAUGCAAGGAUUCAAAGAAAAAUUUGGAUUGUACCAAGUGGACUUUGAUAGCCCUAACAGAACGCGAACACCAAAGGAUUCUGUUGCAUUCUUUAAAAAAGUUAUUGAAACACGCUGUUUGGUAGAUGUAUGUGAAGAAUAGACUUUGAACUGGAAUGUAUCCUAAAAAUAUUAAAGAUUAAUAAUAUAAUAGA